Sycon ciliatum is the source of this 4947-nucleotide messenger RNA. RefSeq lists its product as uncharacterized. Lineage: Eukaryota; Metazoa; Porifera; Calcarea; Leucosolenida; Sycettidae. The record is from RefSeq and is a predicted model, not a curated record. Gene Ontology annotation, cellular component: plasma membrane. The transcript has 2 exons. Gene Ontology annotation, biological process: regulation of synaptic transmission, glutamatergic; G protein-coupled glutamate receptor signaling pathway. The coding region runs from base 634 to 4446 and encodes 1270 amino acids. Gene Ontology annotation, molecular function: adenylate cyclase inhibiting G protein-coupled glutamate receptor activity.
UCACUUCAACUAGUAGUACUGCUGUGGCCCACUGCCGCUCAGCCUGGCAAACCGGCUGCCAUCCUGUUGCCUUCUUGUCAGUGUGAUUGCUGUCCAGUAAUUGGUUGGUCUUGCAAAGCUCAAGGUGAGAAGGAGCACGCAUGCAGCUGUCAAUAUUUCUGCCACAAGAUCAGUAUAAUGGCUCAACAACUUACCUGCCGCUAAUGCUCUGCCGGACAUUUGAGCAAAGUACGUGGUAAACAGGAUCUACUUGGUCACCGGCGACCUUGUGAGGUUGUGUAUUUCGUCCUACGACUUGAAAAGCAGAGUUUGUACUCUAUGCUGUCGAAGUGCUCUGGUGCGGUGUCGUGCGUGCGUGUUGGAAGAGGUGAAGCAUUGGCCACAUGCGCACAGUGUAAGGCCGUGCAUGAUCACCCUAUGCAGCUAGGUGGUUCAUCAGUAGGAUAUCUCACCGUCAGCAAUCUACAAGUACUUGAGUACCGUUUGCAGUGCAUAGUGGUAUUCAGUGGUGCAACAAGGUGCUGGUCUGAUUCGGCUUGGCACAGCACUGCCCGCGCUGUUUAGGCGUACCUACCGUGCUGUGUUUGUUUGGAGGUGUGGGCCCAACUGAGCCGGCCGGGAACGACUGGAGACAUGUUUGGCAGCAGAAAACAUGGACGAUUGCCACGUGUUGGAACACAGCUCAGUCUGCUCUGCACAUUGGUAUACUCAGUGGCAAUUACAAGCACUAGUGUUGAUGCAGCACACACCCACAUAUCGCCGUUAGACGACCCCAUAACCAGCGAUGGCGGUGUGGACGAGAUGGCUCGAGCCUGGCCGUCAUCCAGCAGAACCCUUACAGCUGAAUUUUGGAAUGAGACGCGCCAGCUUGAACUGCCCAUGUAUCGGCCACACAAAUUGAAGAGCAAACCCUACAACAGACUGGCACUUUGCACACAGAAUUACGGAAAGAGAGAUCACUGCCUUGACCACAAUGAGUAUGAUUCCACGCAUCACAACGGUGAUCAAAACGUGUGCAAACUACGUGAUCGCCACCAGUGCGUAAGUGGCUUUCAGAGACAUUCGACCGACGACUCGGUGCAUUAUGCUGGCGACGUUGAAGUGAUAGUGCUGCUGCCGCUGCAUCGCAAGGGUACCUCAGUGAUAUGUGGUGUCGUGUGCAAGGAUCUAGAUGGCAUUCAUGCACUUAUGAAACUCGAACUGGUCCGCUUUGCCGUUCAGCUGAUGAACAAGCUGAACGUGUUUGGCGUUUGGUCGUUUGGUGCUGAAGUGCUGGACAGCUGUGCAAAUGUCGAUCACAUCCAAUCCCAGCUACUCACAUAUGGAAAGGUAUCCGAUAUCGCCCCAUGUCCUGAUGCGGCCAUUGCAGGUGAGUGCCUCAAGAAAGUGCAGCAGAACAUCAGCGCAACCUGCUUCCCUGCCGCGGCGCAGCCCAGUUGCUCAGGGAGUUGCCAACGCAGGGGCGUGCGGAGCCUGGUGAUCGGACCGGCGCACAACCACUUGUGUCGCAACACUGCUCCGUUCGCCAGCCAAUACGCUCUGACACAGGUGAGCUAUGGCGCCACGCUACCCGACUUGUCAAAGAGUGCCGAGUUUCCUGACUUCUUCCGUACGGUGCCAUCGGAUCUUCUCCUGACCAAGGCUAUUACCGACAUUCUUCUGCAGUUAGACAUAUUGCAUGUCUCUCUUCUCGUCGAGGACGACUCAUUUGGUCAAAAGCUGAAGCGAGAGUUUGAGAAGUACUAUAAUGGCUGCAUAGCCAGGACAACGUUCUUCGGUGAAAGUCGAACGGACGACUUGGAAAGAACACUGCGUCUUUUCAAUGAAACUAGCAUGAGAGUUGCAUCAGUCAUCCUAGGCGGCAGCCAUGCCUCAAGGCAAGCAUUCGACCGUGCUGCAGAACUGCAAACGGGCCAUGAGCAGCUAUUCUUUGCCAGUCACGUCGGAAAUGUCCAUCCGAAACUCUGGGCCAAUCUCAGCAUCAUCACUUUCCAGCCCGUGCCGCGCAGCGAGACCUUCACUCAGCGCGAGUGGAGCAACAUUAAAGCUCAGAUCACGCGUAGCGUCACGUCGUUCAAGUUUGCUGACACUGACGCUGAAGCACACUACAUUGUGAAGAAGAUCAUUGAGCAGCUGCAAAACCAAACAGCUGAAGAAUGCCAGGCGGCUGCAGGAGAUGGAGGCGAUAGUCCUGAUUAUGGAUCAGGUGGUACUGACUAUACAUCGCGAUUCUGUGGCAAUCUUGAGCAGCAAAGCAGUUCCUGCAUGUCGUCUCGCUUCACUGCCCUGGUGCAGUCAUUUUUCAACCACUAUGACGCGGAGAACGAGCUGAAGCGGAUUAUGCACACCAUGAUGACAUCCGGCGAUGCAAUGCGCAGGGUGCUGAAACGUCUUUCAUCGCGCUGUCACAAUUAUGUCAAGCGAAAGAGAGUCAGCAUCCAGAAAGCCAAAAAUGAGACCCAACCUGGAGAUGAUAACUCAGAAUGUGCGGAUGCCAUAAAGAAAGAGGAAACUGAUCUAGAAAACCAUUGGUGUCACAUCUUCCCAAAGUUGCUCCACAAACGAGAAGGCUACUUUACCGAGCCCGGAAAAGAACCUCCCCUGCUGAAAAAGCUCUACUGCAAUCUGAGGUACGAUAAUUUGACCGUGGAAAUGGAACACCUCAACCUGCGGGGCGAUGACCUCAGCCAGGCGGCAUAUGAUGUCAUAGGUAUCGGGUCUCUUGCUGAGAGGCAGGACGUUACCUGGACUACAAUUGGACACUGGGAAAAUGGAGCCCAGGACGUGUUCGGUACAAGCACAUUGCACCACCACCACCAUCAUGACAAGCACUUGCUCAAGCACCUCGUCCAGCGCUUUCACCAGUCAUGCAACCCUGGCUUCUGCCAGCCUGGCACUACACAGAGGAACAUUGAGAGCAUGACCAAGUGCUGCUUCCUGUGCGCGCCGUGCAACAACUCGGCCGUAUCGACAGUCGGCAAUGCGACCGAAUGCGUCAAGUGUCCGUACUGUCACUCGCCCAACCGGGAGGUUGGAGGCUCGGCGUGCAACCCGAUACCGGUCACGAAAUCCACGUGGGAUCAAGGCUGGGCUAUUGCAAUGGUGUCUCUUGCUGUGCUGGUGUGCGGUGCUAUUGUCUUCGCCAUCAUCUGGAGCCUGCACCAAGUGGAAAAGCAGCACAAGGCGAAGAGGGGAACGUCAUUGCGGCGCCUAACCAGCACCAGCUCCAGCAUCACCAUGACAAGCACAGACUCGGUCAGUGCCAAACCGGGCAAGUCACGCUACGUCCUCUUGGGCCUCCUGCUCGUCGGCUGUCUGCUGGUUAUCCUGCUGCCAUGGUCACCCAGCAAGGGCCUGUGCCAGGUCCAGCAGCUGCUGAUUCCGUUCCUCACACCCCUAACAUGCGCUGGUAUGAUGCUAUCGCUGAUCAAUCGCCAUCGUGUGGCCUUCAUCUCCGAGUUGAUGCGCUGGAAGAGAGAAGAUGCAGUGUCGGCUGGUCAGCACUACAUGGAGAAUAACUUACAGUACGCCACCAUUGCCGCUGCCUCCAUUCUCCUUGGCACCAUUGUCUUGGUAACCGCCACCACCUCUGAUAACGUUGUUGACAACUGCUAUGAUCGUGUGCGUCACAUGCAGUGUAGUGUGUCGGUUGUUGGCUCUGCGCUUUACUUCUCGCUGUCGUGGAUCAUGUGGGCCGUGCUCUUUGCCUACGCUCUCUACUCAUUCGUGACCGCCGAGAACGCCGGUGUGAUCUUCUCCCGUCCGUCUUCGAUAGCCUGGGCGUCGCUUGGCCUGCUGUUCCUGUGGACGCUGCUGUUGCCGUCGCGCUUCGUCUUGCCCCGCGUCAACCCCGUUACGCUGAUCGCUCUCGUCAACAACCUGCACACGUGCAUCACCCUGGCCAUCACGUGCCUGGCUGAUAUCCGCGUGGUGCGUCGUCGCCAGCGCAUUGCCCCGCCGUCGUUCAGCACCAACUCCCAGAGCAACAUGGAGCAGAACAGUGCAUCGGGUGGCGCAGCCGGCAAGAACGGUGGGGCGCACAGCAGUGGAGCGGCGUACCUGCACACGCACUCGCAGUCCACCAAUAUCCUCGUCUCGCCGGUGUCGCCGGGCCAGCAGGAUAACAAGGGCGACACGCCAACCACCACCACUUCCACGUCGACCAAGAUCCUCUUCACGUUUGAUAAACCUGUUGCGACGGUGGAGUACACCACCGGGGAAGUCAGCGCUAGUACCGUUGACAAGUCGGUCGUCACUGUCGAGGAAGUCAGCACCGGCUCUGACCUGAAACGGCCCGUGUCUUCUCUGUCGCGGAACGCAAGUGUCCUUAACCCGACUCCACCGCCAUUCGAUGACAGCCUGGCCAUCACGCACAUCAGUAUGUUCAACACGAGCAAGGCUGCACCGCUCUCGCCUCCACCUGACGAAAAGGCCACUGCUCUCUGAGUGCAUGUGUGACAGUCACGGUCGGCCCGACUGCUUCUUUUUAUGUCUAUUUCUCUUUUUUUCUCCCAAUUACACCUACUGUAUGUGGACAUGCAAUGCUUGGCAGCAAAUCUCUAGUCUGGCGUUUGUUUUCGUCUUGCACUCCCGGCGAACGCAAGCCUACCACCUCUGUACCUCAUUGCCUUUCCCAGGACAUGCUCGACUAUACACAGCCAGAUACACUGCACUGCCGGUCGUGCAUCUACUAUAAUAUCAUUGUUGAUACACGACAUGGCACACCCUGCCGAUUUACAUGUUGCUGAAUGCUACAGGGUUGUAUUUCAUUUGCCGUUUCGUUCUGGAUUACCAGUAGAUUUGUAUAAGUGUCUGCAUUGUCUAUGCAGCCUCCGUUACAGGCAAAAUAAACACAAUGAAUAUUUUCUGCAUUGUGCACCCUUGUACAUUGUCUGCUAGCAUCUUUUGGCCAUAGCUCUCCCUAUGACAAAGGUAUUGUAUGACGUA